Rhododendron vialii is the source of this 2583-nucleotide messenger RNA. RefSeq lists its product as uncharacterized. The record is from RefSeq and is a predicted model, not a curated record. The coding region runs from base 1001 to 2008 and encodes 335 amino acids. The transcript has 5 exons. NCBI's taxonomy places the organism in Eukaryota, Viridiplantae, Streptophyta, Magnoliopsida, Ericales, Ericaceae.
AAAGUUGUCCGGUUUAUAUACAACUUGUUGUAGUCUAAUACGAAUAAUUAACUGCUUUGUUAAAUUAAAAUUGCCUAGCUUGAAGUACAAGCAUUGAAGCUAAAUAUGGUUUCAAUCUUUUAAUUUGCUAAUGUUACGAAUUUUCAUUGAAAUGUUAAUUGGAGUACUAUUUUUGAUGAAAAAUAUUGUUUCAUAGUUUAUAUCACUGCAACACGAAAGGGCCAUAGGGAGGAUUUAAUUUCCUUGCCAAAACACUUGAUUUCCUUGCAAAAUGCAUUACCUCGCAAGUUUUCCUCGCAUAAACUUCGUCGCGAAAGGUAUUCGCGAGGAAAAUUUAUAUUUCCUCGCCUAUUCUACCACAAUUGGCGAGGAAUUUUUUCCUUGCAAAUACCAUUCGUUGUCAAAAAAAAAUUCUGCCAUUUUGUCGCAAAAGGCUACGAAUUUACUACUACCAACAAUAAUACGAGGAAACUUUUUGGCCCCAUGUAUCGAACAACACAACGCUAGUUGAUAAAAAAAAUACUUCAUAUUUUUUAUAAUCUUGUAUUCGAUUAACGCUAGCAUUGAUCUCAUUCUAUGAAUUAAAAAAUAUAUGUGUAGUAGAAAAUGAAUUUGAAGUAUCAUGUGAUGUUACCCCAGAAGCAUAGAAUGAUUUUUUUCUCCUCAUAUUUUUUUCUCCUCCGUCAAUUUGGUAAAGAGGGAUUCAUAGAAAAGAAAAUUCUAAAAAAUUACGAUUGAGGAUUUGGAUGUUUUUUCUCCACAUCCAAAACCCAAUUCCUUCGAAUCCCAUUUUCUUAAUUCCUCUAAAUCCCAAGCCUCAAAGUCUACUUACUCUCCUUUUCAUUCAACUCCUCUAUUUAGUAUACCAUUUAUCUCAUGCCUCUGUUUUCUACAGAAUCAAAGCCUAAAGAAACUAUUCCCCAAUGCAAAACCGUGCGCCUCCGCGGCAACCACAACAAGUACCUCUCCGCCAAAGAAGACGAAAUAUCCGUAACCCAAGAUGAGAGCGGCUCUUCCAAAAACGUCUAUUGGAUCGUCGAAUUCUCUUCCGAAUCAGAAAACAAAAUCUGUCUCAAGAGCUGCUAUGGCAAGUACCUCACUGCAUGCCUCCAACAGGCGCUUCAUCCUCGUCUUGACCGGCUACAAAGUCCUCCAGAUGGCCGGCUUCCCCGACUCGUCGGAGGAAUGGGAGCCGAUACAAGAAGGGAAUCAGGUGAAGCUUAGGAUGCGGGACGGAAACUUUCUGCGGGCCAAUGGCGGCUUUCCACCAUGGCUGGAUUCGGUCACCCAUGAUGUUCCUUGGGUAUUACAGGAUUUGGUCCUUUGGGAUGUUGAAGCGGUUGAUAUUGUGUCGGAUCAAUCGCCGCAACUAAAACCGGGUGUUCAGUUGGAAUCAUCGGGGCCUGGGUCGAGCUCGGAGUCGAAUCAUCGGCAUAAGUCCCCCAGUUGUGUAAGACAAGAGAAUCAAAGCGUAAUGGAGCGAUUCCACAACGCAAAAGCCGUGCGCCUCCGCAGCAACCACAACAAGUUCCUCUCCGCCAAAGAAGACGAAAUAUCUGUAGCCCAAGACGAGAGCGGCUCUUUAAAAAACGCCUGCUGGACGGUCGAAUUCUCCUCCGAAUCCAAAAACAAAAUCUAUCUCAAGAGCUGCUACGGCAAGUACCUCACCGCCUCCAACAAACGCUUCCUCCUCGGAAUGACUGGCCGCAAAAUCCUGCAGAUGGACGGCUUCCUCGACUCGUCAAUGGAGUGGCAGCCGAUGUGGGAAGGGAAUCAAGUGAAGCUCAGGACGCCAAACAGGAAAUAUUUAUGUGCCAAUGACAACGUUUGGCCAUGGCGGGAUUCAGUUACCCAUGAUAUUCCGUAUCGGACAGCUAAAAAGGAUUGGAUCCUUUGGGAUGUUGAUGUGGUUGAGAUUGUGUCAAAACAGUCCCCACAACCAAAACCGGGUGUUCAGUUUGAAUUGUCGGAGUCCAGGUCGAGCUCGGAGUCAGAAUCAUCGGCAUAAGCCCCCCAAUUUUGUAAGACAAGAGUUGAAUGACUCUAAGUGUAGUUCAGCGUCUGAGGCCGCGGAUGGAUAUUCGAAUGUGAAUGAGGGUUUGAAGGAGCUUUCUUUCAUGUUCUUGGGGAAUGGUCUUGAUGAAAUGGCUAAUAGACUAGAGGAGGAGACGAGGCUUGAAUAAAUAAUAGUGUGCUCCCGCGGUUCAGAACUUUCACUUUAAUGGAACCUACAAUAUUAUCAUGUCUUGGUAGCACGUUUGCACGGGGUCAGAUUCUGUCCAGUCACCCCGACCAAUUUCGUCCAGUUUUUUGCUUUUUUCUAAGGUGUUUUGGAUAUUUUGUAAUAAAAUUUUACCCGAACAAAUCUGCGUCGUUCAAAACAUUUUUGGACGGCUCCAAUUCAAAAACUUGACGAAGCUGGUCGGGGGUGAUUACAUGCUCUUUUUUUCUAGUUUCUUGAGCAGAAAAUUGCGUGUAUGUCUAGUUUUGCACGCAUUAACUGAAAACCUAAUUCCCGCUAAGUUUGAGGUAUAAAAGCAGGGGUAAUCCUUGUGUGUGCAUUUUUCGAGCUCGUGGGAAUGA